This is a messenger RNA of Fusarium odoratissimum NRRL 54006, 633 nucleotides long. RefSeq lists its product as uncharacterized. Bases 1 to 633 code for a protein of 210 amino acids. The record is from RefSeq and is a predicted model, not a curated record. The transcript has 4 exons. Lineage: Eukaryota; Fungi; Ascomycota; Sordariomycetes; Hypocreales; Nectriaceae.
AUGCCGCAAGCACCAAGAAUUUCGCCCGCUCUGUGGGAAGCCCAAAGGCGUCGCAUAACUGAGCUGAAAGCCCAAUAUAUUCGCAAAGUGAAUGCCAACUGGAAACUGCAAAAGAAUUACACCAAAGAAAAAUGGCAGCAUGCGAGUGCUUUAGUUACCAAGCGCGAGGCCAAGGGAAAGAUAACCGAACUCAGCAUCGAUGGUAAAGUCAUCUCGGAGAAGAGGCGAAAGAAAGAAUUGAGAAGAUAUAAUGUUUCGCCAGUCGAAGAAGAGUUCGUGAGUAAUACUACCUCCGGCGUAGUUGCUUAUACGCCGCCAUCAUCCAACUCUAAGAUCGUUCUCAUUGGCAAUUUCCCCUGGUUGAACUUCCGAGAAAGCUUCAACAACCUACUCUGUAGUCGAUGCCCACUUUCCAGCCCCAACCGACAAGACGGGUCACUUGGUUCUUGCGAGGUGGAAACUCUGUUACCAUGGGGCAUCUAUGCCAACGGGGAAACUCCUACAAGUCUGCCACCGCAAGGGCCACCCAAAUCCAUUUCCGAUUUGAUUUCAAAGAAUCUUGACACGACGAGACAGAGACUGUUUGAACUAAUUCAAGACGUGGAUAAUUCUCUAAAAGGCCUCCGACACUAA